CAUUGGGUCUCAGAUUCUAACAGGGCUGACUCAUGUUGACGUCACUAUCCGGACGUACGGACGAACCACCUUGCCCUUCCUUCGGUCUCGUUCAUAGACAGUUCCACAAUAAGAGUAUAAGUUUAGCCGAGACUACCUCAUGGCUAAUAUGGAUAAAAUAGUUAGAAAGCUCAGAGUGAUUUGGAAGAUCUCAGCUGAUCGUGUACUUUUACCUUGUGCCUUCUCUUUAAUCUGCAUAUUAGGAUCUUUUUUAAAAGAACAAGACCUCGUCCCGAAGUCAUAUUUCAGUGACACUAAAAAUGUUCUGAACUUGUACUUUGUGAAAGUGUCAUGGGGGUGGACCUUAUUUUUGCUAGUGCCCUUUGUGGUCCUUUCUAAUUCAUUGAACAGGCCGCCCAAGUUUGUGUUGCGCCGGCUCUGCUCACUUCUGGUGGCCACAGCAGUCUGGUACGUCUGUGUCAACACCUUCGAACUUAUUGAGGAGGCCACAGGGACAUGUUAUGAGACUAGCACCAAGGAGGUCAUCCAUGGAGAGCUGACGGGUAAAGGAGUCUGCAGGAAAAACGGCUUCGUCUGGGAUGGCUGUGACAUAUCUGGACAUAGUUUCAUUCUCUCUUACUCUGCCCUUGUCAUCAGUGAGGAGAUGGCGGCCAUGGUGGCAGAUGUGAGAGGGUUUAGGAAACCGCUGCUGAAUGUAUUGUACUUGUCAAUGUCUGUCAUAGUGUACCUCUGGUUGUUUAUGUUUAUCAGCACUUCUGUAUACUUUCACAGCCCGUUGGACAAGUUCAUAGGCACUGCCUGUGGACUGCUGGCCUGGUAUCUCACAUAUCGAGUCUGGUACCGAAAGCGUUUAUCACCAGGACUUCCCCCUCAGAGACAGAUCAAACUUCAUGCCUGAGGGACAUAAGCACACUAAUUUACACUUAACUAUUGCAUCAAAAUAUCAGACAAAUGGAAUGCACUGUGGAAACAAUCUCCCUCCACCAUUGUACUUUGUUAGGGUCCACUCUGUGUCUGUAAGUGUGUUUAUCCCAUUGAAAGGUUAUUCUGAAUGGAAGGGGUGCCUCAAGAGCCCCAACAUAGCAGUCAGCAGCUGAGGUGCCUAAAAAAAACACCAGUGUAAUUCAAGAGGCUUGUGGUAGUCGCAUUCAUUGGUCACCAGUGACACUAACACUUGGCCAUUGUUGCCUUCAGGUCAGGAGUUUACAGUUAGAGGCUCAGUGUUUAACGCAUCAGCCUGUUCAGGGUGACUCUGCAUUUAUUUUUUGAUCCAAGUAAUUCCACAGGAAAUAUGUUGAGAGGAAUAUAUUAGACUGUUCUACACCAUCAGUGGAUAAGUAACGUAAAUAAUGCUGCUCUGACCCGUGGAUUUAGUUCUUUCUCCUGACAAAAGAAAUGGCAAACCCAGAUGGUGUUUUUUUUUUCUCUUAAUGUUCUCAGUGUUUUGUUAUUUUUUAUUUUGUAUAGUACAUAGAGUUGUAGGGAUAUGUAUAGUAGUAGUUUUUUUUUCACCUAGCACCAAGCAGAAAUAUGAUUUGUGCCAAGAUUAUUGGUUUUAAUGUAAUUAUUUAUUACGUCCCUGAUAGAUAUGGAAAUCUAUUAAACAUCUCAGUAGAGCUUGCUGUAAAA
Messenger RNA from Clupea harengus (Atlantic herring), 1629 nucleotides. It is a transcript of the gene fitm2, whose product is annotated as fat storage inducing transmembrane protein 2. NCBI's taxonomy places the organism in Eukaryota, Metazoa, Chordata, Actinopteri, Clupeiformes, Clupeidae. Gene Ontology annotation, molecular function: coenzyme A diphosphatase activity. Gene Ontology annotation, cellular component: endoplasmic reticulum membrane. The record is from RefSeq and is a predicted model, not a curated record. Gene Ontology annotation, biological process: phospholipid biosynthetic process; lipid droplet organization; lipid storage.